Molecule: messenger RNA, 573 nt
Organism: Tetrahymena thermophila SB210
Lineage: Eukaryota; Ciliophora; Oligohymenophorea; Hymenostomatida; Tetrahymenidae
Product: transmembrane protein, putative
Exons: 1
Source: RefSeq, a predicted model, not a curated record
AUGUUUUCUAUUUGUCAUUUUAUUAUUUCUAACUAUCAUUAUGAUAAGACUCAUAUUUAUUUUGUUGUUCAUUUUCCUUGUUUUUAGUUUAUUUUUGAUUUGCUAAACUGUCUUUUUAAAUUUGUUAAUAUUGACUGUUUUCGUCUUUAGGGCUUGAUUAAUUUGCUUAUAAUUGAAUUUGCUCAUUUUCAUUUAUUUUAUUUGUUUAACUAUUUUAAAGUUAAAGCAAAUAACUUAUUUCCUUCAAAUUUUAAUCAAUUUUAGAGGUAGAUAAAUAUUUAUUUUAGUCUUAUUAUGAAUUUUUUAUAUUUCCAUAAAAACUUAAGUAAUCAUAAACCUUUUUUUAACUUUAAGUAUUUUAAAGCUACUAUAAAGAGCUCUUGUUAUAUUGCUUUAUUUCUUUUUCAGCUUCUAAAAUAUUUUAAAUUGUAUUAAUGUGUUUCUAAAAUUAAAUUGUAUCUUCAUUUUAAUCUUACAACAUUUAAUUUUAUUUGCUAAUUUAGUUUUAUCCCUCUAAUGGUUUCUAUGUAUCUUCAUUAAAAACACUUAUCAGGCUAUUAAUAUUGUUAAUGA